This is a messenger RNA of Staurois parvus, 320 nucleotides long. The record is from the annotation of a GenBank genome assembly. Lineage: Eukaryota; Metazoa; Chordata; Amphibia; Anura; Ranidae.
CCCAUUUUAGAAUGAGACGCCUCAAAACUGUCCAUAAUUUUAAAGGGUGCCUCGGGACUGUCCAUAAUUUUAAAGGGUGCCUCGGGACUGCCCAGAAUUUUAAAGGGUGCCUCGGAACUGUCCAUAAUUUAAAAGGGUGCCUCGGGACUGUCCAUAAUUUUAAAGGGUGCCUCGGGACUGUCCAUAAUUUUAAAGGGUGCCUCGGGACUGUCCAUAAUUUUAAAGGGUGCCUCGGGACUGUCCAUAAUUUUAAAGGGUGCCUCGGGACUGUCCAGAAUUUUAAAGGGUGCCUCAAGACUGUCCAGAAUUUUAAAGGGUGC